GAUUCCUUAGUCAUCCAUGAGAAGCGUAAAAGGCUUGUAAGGGUGGGUUUGUAUAGCCUAAUUUCAACCCCUUAGGAAAAUUAUUCAUGGUUUUAUUGUAGUAAACCAUGUUUUUGAUGCGUUGAUUAUAAUUUGUAUUAAUAUAGUUUUACUACGAUGGUUAAACUAUGGUUAAUAUUCUUAAGUCACUUUACAGUAUGUCUAAUAAUAGAACAGAGUUCACAGAGUAGUGGUGCAGUUUUUAUCUGCUGUAUGUUUUUUUUUUUUAUUAGAAAUCGAUCAAGCUAGCAAUGACGCAGGUGUCAAAGCUACUUGACUGAUUAGCAGCAUUGACAAGGACAUCAAAUCGAUAAUAAGACAGCGUUUAUAUGUAAUUUAAAUCGAUCAAUGAGAUACCGUUUAUGUUUAAAUUAUGACUGUCUGAUUUAUUCCUGGUUGUCUUAAUUUACAUUUCAUAGUCGUUAUCAAUCAUAGGGAGGACCGGAUAACGUUAUGUUUAUGAUUGGCCUUGUUGCUGAUAUAAAUGUAAAUGAUUAACGUAUUUUAAAAUCAACGUACAGAAACAAAACACUUCACGUAGCUAUCACGUGAUCCGCGUUUCGUUGCUUAGCAAUCAUAUUUGCAAACACAUUGCUGCCUUGACAACCAGUUGUCCGGUCUGAAGUCCAGAGUUGAGGAAAUUACAUUAUCGCCUGCAACUAACCAUGGCGUUGUCGAUGCUGCCUGGAAAUUCAACCAAUAGAAAUCUUGGAAGAGACAAAUUUCACAAGUCUCAACAUUUUGAUUAUUCAAACGGAGUACCCUUGAUGAUUGGGGCAGAAAAGCCUGGCAUUGGAGGGGAACUGCUUCUGGGGCAGAGGGCAAGACCCAAGUAUUCCCUUUUUCCUAAGGGGGAGGGUAGUGAUGCCCCAGCAUGGGUAGCCUUUGACAAACAGGUCCUGUGCUUCGAUGCGUAUUUCCAAGAAACUGUUCCUCAAAGUAGGGAAGAAAAAUAUAGAGUACGAAAGUGUAAGAUUUACUUCUACCUGGAGGAUGACACCAUACAAGUGGUGGAGCAAGAGCUCAAAAACAGUGGGAUCCCCCAGGGGACCCUGAUACGCCGCCACCGAAUUCCUCUCCCACCUCCUAAACAUGACUGCUUCUACAAUGUGCAUCAUUUUAAAAUCAAUCAGGAAAUAGCGCUCUAUUCCAGGACCUUUAUGAUUACAGACUGUGACUCCUUUACACACUUCUUCUUGAGGAAAAUGGGUGUGCGCCUAAAGCCCAGUGUUUCAACGCCAGCUGAUCCCUAUACCACCCAUCGACAACAGAUGGAGGAGAACAUGAAUCCAUUGCGGCCAUAUGAACGAAUAGAUACUCUGAAGCAAUUUUUGGAACUUGACUCCAAAGUCUUGCGCUUCAGUUGCUAUUGGGAUGAUACUGAGAGCAUGUUUGGAGAACCACGAGAAUUGAUCUUGCAUUAUUUCCUGGCAGAUGACACCAUAGAAAUUUACGAAGUUCACUAUCCAAACUCCGGUCGGGAUGCUGUUCCUAAAUUUUUGCACAGGGGUAGGCUACCUAAGCAUGCUCCUACUCCAAAACAUCAGCCUGGAGAAAUAACAGACCGCACAGUCCUUAAUGUAUUUGGACCAGUCGCACAAGGAGGGCGCUAUAUUUUGGAUAGUCUUAAAACUGGAGCUGUAGAAGAGGAAUUCUACAAAGACAGUGAUUUGACUAUCGGUGGCAUCAUUAACGUGUGGGGUCGUAGGGUGCUGAUAUGUGACUGUGACAACUUCACUAAAGAGUAUUAUCGCUCCAAAUAUGGUAUUGAGGACUUUACGCCUGUCUCAAACAAGGCCCUGCCCCCUGCUAAACCAUCCAGACAGGUACCGCCCUACACUGGAUUUGGAUCUGAGGAAGACUCGCUGUGCUCCUGUCAGGGUUUGUUGCCCAAGCCGCCGCAGAAAGACUUCAGGAAGCUGAUGGAAAAAGACAGGCAAGGCCUGGUGAGCAACGUGUUGAGAUUUGUGGGCAAAAUGCUAACAGACAGCCCUAUCGACAAGGACCGUGUUUUCAUCAUUUCCUUCUACCUCAGUGAUGACACCAUAGCAGUUUUUGAACCUCCACAGAGAAACUCAGGUAUCAUUGGGGGUAAAUUCUUGGAGAGAAGCCGAGUAAAGAAACCAGGACAGGAGCUCUUUAAAAGCGAGAUGUCACAUUAUUUCACAGCUCAGGAUUUGUACAUCGGAGCUAAACUGCAUCUGAACAGUCAGCCCUUCCAAUUGAUUGAUGCUGAUGAAUUUACAUUCAGUUAUAUGGAGCAGCAUGCAGAGGAGUUCCCAAGGUCCAACGUUGGCACCAUUAUAAGCAAGAUAAAGUCCACCAGUGAGGAGCAGAAGAAGAAAGUAAAACAGUUUUUCAUGAUGAGUGAUCCAGGCAACACUGGCUUCGUUCCAUAUGAGUCAUUCAGAACUCUGCUGGCAGAUAUGGGCGGUCAGUUGUCCGAGCAUGAGAUCAUGACUCUUGGUCGCACAUAUUCACUGCGGGAGCAGCCGGAGAUGGACGUGGGUCUUAUGCUCGCUGUGGCUCAGGAUCAGCUGAAGAAGAAACACUUUGAGAACUUCUCAGAUAUGGUGCAAGCUUUCACGCAUGAGGAUCGAGACAGAUCAGGACAUCUCUCCUCUAAAGAGGCACGGAUCAUCUGCAAAUCUUUUCGCCUGCCCCUUUCCGAUGACUUUCUAAGAGCCCUUCUCAAGAAGUUUCAGGAUGAGUCUGAAAAGAUUGACUACCACGCCUUCCUAUCAGGUCUCAACUGGAGAGAGAACCCCGCCCCUGCUGUGCUGCCAGAUGUCACCUUGAAGUUUGAUGUCGACUGGAGAGGGGAAUCUGCAGGCCCUGCAGUUAAAACCAUCAACUACUUGCUUUUGCUGGAGGAUGUGUUUGGUAGCACCACAAACUUUGAAAACAACCCAGUGGGAUCCUCACUGGCACCACAACCAAAUCAAGAAAUUUGAUCAACUGUGUAUAUUACAAAGAUUAAAUUUGCAUCGAUGCGCAUUGUUGUUUAUGUUCUGCAUGUUACAAUAUUAUAAUCUGUCAUCCUUCGUUUGUACCUUUCAACUUGCCUUUGAGUUUUACUUAAAACCAUGCUAGAAUGAGAGCUAUUUGGACCAGACCAGCGAGGUGCUGUUAAAGAUUACGCAGUUACAAUCUAAAUCAAACCAUAUUUCAUAGACAUUCACAGACAGACAGACAAUCAUAUUCGCCGUGAUUGUGUGGAUAAAGUUGUCAAUGAAAUACGAAAUACGAUGGCUGCCAGGGAAAAGAAAAUUGUUAAAAAUGUUAAAAUUGUACGCCGUUCAUGGUCCAAAUGCACAUUCCCCAAAGACCUUAUUUAAAGACCUGUUUAUUCAGUCUCUCUAAUUUAUAUAGAGCACAUUUCCCCUAUAGUAAAAAGGAAAAGGUAGAAUAGAGUUGAUUGGCUGUUCUCGCUCUCAUCUGGCGUGUUAUGCAAUUGUCAAAGUCUGACGCUGUAUAUAAAAAGACAGGUCGAGCGUGUCUGUAAUCAGAGCUUUGCGAUCAAGGCCUCCAUGCCUGGCCAAGACAGAAGAAGCACAUUACAUCACCCCAGCAUUAUCAAGUCUUCAUUUCUAUCCUUCACGCUUACUAAAAUAUUAGCUUCUGUCUGAGAGACAAAGGCUGACGCAGGACCUGGCUCCAGUGAAUGGGCAAUGCGUUCCAAAACGAGAUGAAUUUGGCAAUACUUUACUAUUAAUAUUUUGGUUCAUAUCGUUUCUGUCUGCAGCCUCACCACAUUCGUGGCACUCUGAUUAAAUUCUUAAAAUCCAGCAUAGAGGGUUGUUUUUAUUGUAGAUGAUAUAAAAGCAAAAUGAGGUUGACAAACUGGACAUCUUACGGUCACGUGGACUUCACGGCACACACUCAGCGUUCAUCUUAAGUCCACAAAACCGUAAG
Messenger RNA from Triplophysa rosa, 3954 nucleotides. RefSeq names its product EF-hand domain (C-terminal) containing 2 (gene efhc2). Gene Ontology annotation, biological process: regulation of neuron projection development. The coding region runs from base 705 to 2993 and encodes 762 amino acids. Gene Ontology annotation, cellular component: microtubule. Gene Ontology annotation, molecular function: calcium ion binding. NCBI's taxonomy places the organism in Eukaryota, Metazoa, Chordata, Actinopteri, Cypriniformes, Nemacheilidae. The record is from RefSeq and is a predicted model, not a curated record. The transcript has 15 exons.